Messenger RNA from Hippoglossus stenolepis (Pacific halibut), 2873 nucleotides. RefSeq names its product arrestin domain-containing protein 3. Gene Ontology annotation, biological process: protein transport. Bases 737 to 1702 code for a protein of 321 amino acids. The record is from RefSeq and is a predicted model, not a curated record. Gene Ontology annotation, cellular component: plasma membrane; cytoplasm. The transcript has 6 exons. NCBI's taxonomy places the organism in Eukaryota, Metazoa, Chordata, Actinopteri, Pleuronectiformes, Pleuronectidae.
UACAUGCAUCUUUUAUUCAUACGUUAUCGGGUAACAAUAUUUAUAUCAUGUUUCUACUCUGUUUUCUAAUAACAUCAUUUUGUAAACAUAAUAGUGAUAGGAGAUAGAGCGGGUCGUCCACUAACCAGAAGAUCGGGGGGUUGAUCCCAGUCUCCCACAUUCUGUGCGCCAAAGUGUCCUUGGGCAAGAAACAGAACAGGCUCAGACAGCGUGAGUGAUGUGUGAUAGAGAAAGUGCUGCACAUAGAUAAUUGUGUGAAUCAGUGAAAAGCAAAACCGUCCUGUCAAGCGCUUUGAGGGGAUUAGAAAAUACUAUAUAAAUACAGACCCUUUUCCAUAAUGUACUUGAUAAAGUGCUUACAUUACGCUGUGCUGUACUGUGACAUCAUUAUCAAUAGUAUUGAUUGAGGAAUAUGAACUAGCACACUGUUGAUCCACAAUAUCAUUCUCAGAAGAUGGAGCCUUGUGCAGGCUACACGGCCGCUGGCUAGAGUUACCUGUGUGAAAGGGACACCUGCAGCUCUCGAUCACGUGAUGACAUGUGACACAGAUACAGGCUCAGGAGAGGCCCACUGCUGCUGCACACAACAUCCUUGAGCAGCAGCAUAAGACUCCACUUCAGGUCAACUGUGGAUCUAUUCGCAACCUGCGUCCAGUAAAUUUACAGGAUUUAUUUUGCACAUUAUUUCCCCUGUGCUUUCGCUGCAUAAAUCUUUGCGAGGGCAUUUAUUUUCACCAUGACUGUAAAGCAUCUCUCGCUGGAGUACAACAAGCUGAAUGAACGAGGGACCUUCUCCCCAGGGGACGUCAUCUCUGGAAAGGUGACCGUGCAGACCAACAAGGAAACCAAAGUGCAGCGUUUCCUGGUCAGAGCAAAAGGAAAAGCUGAGGUGACGUGGUGCGAACAAGAAGGACAAACCACAGUGGUUCAAAGUGACAAGAGGAAAUACUUUUAUUUUGAACAUAUUAUUCUCCAGGAUAAAAACAAAGGAGAUGGUUCAGAAAUCAUCAGCCCCGGGAGAAACGUGUAUCCUUUCACCUUUGUGAUUCCCAAUAGGGACAUGCCCUCGUCUUAUGAGGGGAAAUGGGGCAAGAUCGCCUAUAGUCUACGAGCGCAGCUGACUCAGUCCAUCUGGCUCGUCCACAAAACCAAGAUGGAGUUUCCUUUCCUCACCAAGUCUGAGUUCCCCUUUGCCUCCAGAUCAGAGACGAUAAUCAUCGGACUCAAGGAACAGCAAAGUGCGACCACGAUUUCAUUUUACGGCCUUGGAAAGGUGACCAUGAAGGUUACCUCUGAGAAAAUGGGAGUGAAGCAAGGAGAGGCGAUGGGGGUUUCUGUAGAUGUGCUCAACGACUCAGCGCGCACAGUAACACCCAAAUUCUACCUCUGUGAGAAGCAGACCUUUGUCGCUCAGUCGAAAAGGACCGUGCACACAAACGACGUGCUCUUCGGGACAGGAGACUCUGUUCCGGCCGAGACGAGUCACGUCGUAACCAAAGUUCUGAGUAUCCCUCCACAGACGCCCCCCACCUUCUUCAACUGCUGCAUGAUGAAACUCGAGUACAGACUCAAGGUCACUCUCGAUGUACCGCUGGCAAGAGACCCGGAGAUCAAACUUCCUCUGGUCGUCCUGCAGGGUUCACCAAAGCCACAUCAACAAAAACCAAAGAGAUCCAUCUGGUUCAGGAAACUUCCUGGUUAAAAAGGAUGCAUUGGCUCAGGAGAGGGUGGCACAUGUGCUGUAUGACAUGGAGAGACAGGACUUAGAAUAACAACCCAGUAACUCUGCCUGUCUCUGGGAGAUGUUCAAACUACAUCAAACUCCUGAGAAUCUGCUCCAUGUUCUCUUGACCACUAGAUGGAGAUGUGCCACUAAGUUAUGUGCCAGUAACAGCUGAUUCAUUUAUAUGAGAGGAUUUGAGCACUGUAAUCCAAGUACUGGCUCCAAAAUAUACAAAUAUACAAAAAGUAACCUGAGGUAAAAGUCUUGCAUUUUAAACUAUGCUUAGAUAAAAAUAUGGCAGUACUAUCAUCUAAAUAAUUUGUCAAGUCCAAGCACUAAUUCUUAUAUAUUAUCAUUAGAUAUUAGAUCAUUGAUAUAAUGCUUUAAUGCAUUUUUAGUCUGUUCAAACAACUUUAUUUAGGUAGUUUGCCUCAAUGGUUCCAGGGUCAGAGAUCUCCAGCGACUCAUGAGAUGAUUAAUGAGGUGGGGAAGCAGAAAAAACAAAUCUCUGCUUUUCUGGGGUUUUCUCUAUUCUUUGCCUUUUGUACAACAUUGGAAAAUGUUGAGCCUCAAGCUGUUUGUUAAAUGAAACCAUGUGAGAAGUUUAGAUGGGAAAUGUCUCAGCUAACAACUCACUGACAUCUGCAAAUAACAAGGGACCCCGUGUCGAUGUUGCUUUUUUAUUUAUUUAAAAGGGUCACAAGCCCAAACAUCCUGGGCACCUCUGGUUAAUCAAUAAGCAUCAGUUGUAUAAGUUAACUAUUUAAUUUAUGUUUUCAUUUGAAUUUGAAUUUGAUUGCGACUAGUUUAACUACACUGGUCAAUUAUAGUGGAGUAGAAGCAGAAGCAUUUCAAGGGACUGUGGCUCAGAAAAAAGGGACCAGGAGGCCCCGACAUCAAACCAUAACCUAAGUGCAAACUCCCACCACCAUCUCUGUUGGCAGAAGUCUAGUGGCGUGGGGCCUUGUUAUGUGGUUUCUGACCAUUCUGUCCGAGCCUAUCAAAGAAUUUAAUAGGGGUUGUCACAAAUGUAAUCAGUGGCGUUUUGGGGCCCCCACUCAGUCCUGGGGCCCAGGCAAUGUUGUUCUUUGCCCACCCUGUUGAAACACCCCUGCUACUCAGUAAAAUAAACUGAAAAAGUACUUUAAAA